AUGUUCCUUGACAAUACGCAGCCUCCCACCCACCUGCCUGGAAAGCCGGCGCCGGCCCAAGACGCUCAGCUGCCACGCGGAGAAUGUACCUUCAUCCUCUCGUCUCCGGCCGACAAUGGCGCCCGCCAGCGCUGCUCCUGCCGCUGCUUCUAUCCGGACUCCAUGGUCCGCUCGCUCUGCGGCUGUGGGCACCAGGCUUGGAUCCACGAGGCCGAGCCCGCUUCCGCCGUCUCAAUGGACGCAUACAUGCACGCAGUAGACCAGAUGAAGCAACUGCAGCGUGAAAUCAGGCGCUUCGAGUCGUUGGAGCACGACCUCAAACAAGAACUGUUCCGCGAGAGAAUGGCGCGCGAAGAACUCAUCAGGACCAACAAUGCGGUCCAGGCUCGCAUAUACCAAAACAUGCAGCUCUUGAAGCUGUCCAUGGACGAUCGCGUCGAGGCUGUCGUGGAUAGAACUACGGAGCUCAGCGACCAAAUCAAGUUGCAGGGCGAGCGCUUGACCAUGGUUGACGAGUUUAGCAUGGAGUUGGAAAACAGAGUCGAUCGCAUCGAGCAGUUUGGCGACAUAUCAAGAGGCCAAACACCUGCUCCUGCAACACCCAAAGCACGCCGCGCAACUCCACAGGCGCCGCCAGUGCCACCGCUGCCAGCUUUGAUGCAAGCAAACCAUACUCUUGGCCAACUUCCCAUCCGCAAUGACAAAAAAUACCCCCUGUCGUGGAGCGCCUGUGUCAUCUUUGUGCCUCGUAAGUCGCAAAAGUUCGCCUUCGACCCCGACAGCAAUGCGUAUCGCCGGUGUGCAUCGCGCAAGUUGCACCAAAAUAUUGAAUUUCCCAGCCAGGACAGCUCCUGUUUUGCAAAUCACAUUGAGACUGCCUUCAAGGGCGUCUUCCGAGGAAGACCAUGGAUGCCAAUGACUGGUCACCGGCCCGCAGACGAGCCAUUUGGCCGCAUAGCCCUUACGCUUCUGCCUCCCGAUCUUGUGCAUCGCGCAGUAUGGGAUUUCCCAUUCCUGGAAGAUCAUUGCAUCGCUCAUGACAAGAUGCAAGGAGAUGUUCUCUACAUCACUCUCCAAUACGAGGACGUAACCUGGAACGAGAUACGCUUCCUCCCUCCUGUCACUGGUGCCAACGACACGUGCUGGGAGCACGACGAAGAGCUCGACGGCACCGCCAAAUACAAGAGCUUGGACUCAGAGAUUAUGUACGAUUACCAGGAUCCUCCUCCUACCUAUUCAUCUCGAACUCACUCCAUGGCGACUAGGGCGCCUUCGGGACUGGAUGUCCUUGCUAACUCGGCUGCUAUGCUGAGUCCUAUUGAGCGUAUUCAGACGGCGUCGUCUACUCGCUCGUCCAGGCCGGCUCCUUUGAGCCCCAUCCAGCGUACGCCAACACGUUCGUCGAAUCACUCCACGGCUACUCCUCGCUUUUCAUCUGAGCGGAGUAGCCUUCGCAGCUUUGACAACGAGACUACUGAUGACGAGCACCGCGACAAGAAGCCCAAGCUGCGAAUGAAGCAAAGCAUGCCUCACGUCAGCACUGGCACCCAUGCACAGCAGCCCAUGUAUGUCUCGGGUCGUUCAAAGCGAAAGAUGCCUGUAAGGGAGAAGGGCCCGAAGGAACCGCUACACUUCAAUGUCGCUGGCGUCGCCAAGGGCGGUCUUCACUUUUUACAUCCACGCUCAUCAAAGGGCAAAGAAGUUGCUCAUAAUCCGUAA
Messenger RNA from Bipolaris oryzae ATCC 44560, 1719 nucleotides. RefSeq lists its product as uncharacterized. Lineage: Eukaryota; Fungi; Ascomycota; Dothideomycetes; Pleosporales; Pleosporaceae. The record is from RefSeq and is a predicted model, not a curated record. Bases 1 to 1719 code for a protein of 572 amino acids. The transcript has a single exon.